Messenger RNA from Linum trigynum, 3251 nucleotides. NCBI's taxonomy places the organism in Eukaryota, Viridiplantae, Streptophyta, Magnoliopsida, Malpighiales, Linaceae. The record is from the annotation of a GenBank genome assembly.
CGUAAGCGUAUCAUUAUCUUGUUAGGCAUAACCCAUAGCCCACAGGAACUAACAGAUAAAAGGAGACCAUGGCCCAACUAAAUGAUUGAGCCCAAACUGGGUUGUCGAUUGAAACCCUAAACGAAACUCCGCUAAGUUGAUCCAAAAAUUCACUCGACGGAACUUACAUCCUGUCGAUCCACACCAUCUUCUCAUCGACAAAUCCCCCCUUUCUCCUUACAACCUUCCACUCUUCGAAACCCAAAUCGUUGAUCCAAACUGCAAUAUCAUGCGUCAUCAAGAAGUCGUUUCCCAUAGAGUUCAAAAUCUCCCAGUUGAAAGAUUCUCUUUCACAUGCAAAGACUUUAGGAUCUAUCCAGAAAUAGCACCAUUAAAAUAAAUACAAAAAUAGCACCCAGGCCACACAAAUUUCAAAAGUAGCACAUUUUUUUUCAAAAUCGCACCUUGGCCGUGCUGUUUACAUAUAAACCGCAACCUGAGGGUGCGGUUUGAGUUUCAGAGACUAAACCGCAUCGUGGCCAAGCGAUUUGCUUUCUGACCUAACAGAACCGCAUCAUGGCAAGGCGGUUCUUAGGCUGACCUAAUAAAACCGUCUGCUGAGAAUGCGGUUCUGUUUCUCCAACACAAACCGCAUCCUCAGGGUGCGGUUUUCAUUUGCCGACACACAAACCGCACCCUCCCCUUGCAGUUUGUGUGUCGUUCCCAUUUAUCCGACAUCCAGCAUGUUGGCCAUGCAGGUUGACAGACGUGUGGCUGCAAGGUAGAUCAAAACCGUACCCUCCCCCUGCGGUUUUCAGUGAUGAUUUAGCCUAUAAAAGGCAGCCUCGGGAAACCACUUCUCUUACACACCUCUCCUUCUUCUUCAAUUUUCUGUUGAAGCACCAUACUUUUUAUUAUUUUGCGAUUAACGUUAACUCGUAAGUUUAUUUUGUAUUACUUUUUAUUGUCAUUUGUGAUUUUUAUGAUUUUAACUGAAUUACGAUUUAUUGCAGAUGGUGGUAGAUAUUAGCUAGGCACGCGGAUGCCCAGCUCAACUCCCUCAUUGCAUCCCAUCUACCAAGGAGGAUCCUAAGCCAUCCACAACUAAUUAAAUUGUUGAAUUUUUUGAAGAACACUCCUCCAAUCAUGCCUAUGAGAUAGACUCCAACCGUUCCGUUUUUAGAAAGGGCAAGAUAACGUCGUUCCAUGAGAGCAGAUUGGUCGUACCCCUGUAGCGGAGUAUUUGGUAUGCCUCCUAUGUGCUCCACACGGUUGGAGUCGAUUAGGCAUGGUCGUACCAAAUACUCCGCUACAGGGGUACGACCAAUGUGCUCUCAUGGAACGACGUUAUCUUGCCCUUUCUAAAAACGGCACGGUUGGAGUCAGUUAUGCAUUUUUCGGGCAUAAAAAUCGGUCGUCAGCUCAUCACCGCAUUGGUGGAGAGAUGGCAAAAAGAGACACAUUGCUUCAACUUUCGCGAAGGAGAGUGCACCAUCGCUCAAAAGGACGUCGCUAUCCUAACCCUUCUGCCCAUUGACGGCAAAGCGGUGUGUGUGAGUGAUCAUCGUCCGAGGAUGUUGGCGAUAUGACCGGUUGGCAGCAUUUGAUCUACAUUGUUUUAGGGGUGCGAGUGGCAGUCAAGGGGAGCGUUGAUGCGACAGAUCGCUUAGCACCAUUGAGAAAAAAUCAAGUAUCAAUCACUUGGUUGACGAGGAAAGUCCCGAGGAGGUGAAGGAAAGAUAUGCCCGUGUCUAUCUCAUAGGCAUGAUCGGAGGAGUGUUCUUCUCCGAAAAAGAAAAAAAAAUCCAACCAAUUAAUUAGCUGUGGAUGGCUUAGUAUCCUCCUUGAUAGUUGGGAUGCGAUGGGGGAGUUGAGCUGGGCAUUGGCUUGCCUAGCUAAUAUCUACCACCAUUUGUGUAAUGCAUCUCUCAAAACUGUGAGGGAGGUUGGCGGGGCAAUGUUCAUCGUUCAAUUUUGGGCUUGGGAGCAUCUGUCAUGGAUUGCACCAUAGAUUAUUGUACCUCAAGAAUUCGAGCAUGACAUCUACUUCAUUCUGAGUGGUUAUGAGAUAUUCCUCAUGCCACAACGACCCGCCUUCUCUGUUUGGAUAUCGGUAUACCAUACGAUCAACUCUUCUCGUGCCAUCCAUGCAAGUAACGUUAGUACAAAUUUGAUGGAGGUUUUCAAGCAUUGGUCACCGACGUAGGUGACCCCCUUUCGGUCACUUCUGUAUAACCAUUCCAACAUAACCCAAGUGUGAACUUAUGGAACGCCAUUACAAUAAAACCAUAAUUCAAUUAAAAUCGUAAAAAUCACAAAUCGCAAUAAAAAGUAAUACAAAAUAAACUUACGAGUUAACGUUAAUCGCAAAAACAAUAAAAAGUAUGGUGCUACAACAGAAAAUUGAAGAAGAAGAAGAAUGAGAGGUGUGAAGAGAAGAGGUUUCCCGGGUUUGCCUUUUAUAGGCUAAAUCAUCACUGAAAACCGCAGGGGGAGGGUGCAGUUUUGAUAUGUCAUGCAGCCCCACGUCUGUCAACCUGCAUGGCCAACAUGCAGGAUAUCGGAAAAAUGGGGACGACACACAAACCGCAGGGUUAAGCGAUUUGUGUGUCGGCAAAUGAAAACCACAGCCUGAGGAUGCGGAUUGUGUUAGAGAAACAGAACCGCAUCCUCAGCAGGCGAUUUUGCUAGGUCAGCCUAAAAAUCGCCUUGCCAUGAUGGGUUAUGUUAGGUUAGAAAGCAAACCGCUUGGUCAAGAUGCGAUUUAGUCUAUGAAACUCAAACCGCACCCUCAGAUUGCGGUUUAUAUGUUAACUGCACGUCCAAUGUGCGGUUUUGAAAAAAAUGUGCUACUUUUGGAAUUUUUCUGGUCUGGGUGCUAUUUUUGUAAAAAAAAUUAAUGGUGCAAUUUCUGGAAAAAUCCCAAAGUCUUUGCAUGUGAAAGAGAAUCUUUCAACUGAGAGAUUUUGAACUCUAUGGGAAACGACUUCUUGAUGACGCAUGAUAUUGCAGUUAGGAUCAACGAUUUGGGUUUAGAAGAGUGGAAGGUUGUAGGGAGAAAGGGGGGAUUUGACGAUGAGAAGAUGGUGUGGAUCGUUAGGAUGUAAGUUCCGUCGAGUGAAUUUUUGGAUAAUAGUAUGAACGUCUUUAGAAAGGGAUCUACAGAGGAUUUUGCUGAAACGAGGAAGAAGGGAGCAUGGAAAUGAGUCGGCGGCUGGGAUCUCAACUUAGCGGAGUUUCGUUUAGGGUUUCAAUCAACAACCCAGUUUGGG